CUCUCCGGCUGCCUUCAUCCUCCUUCUCCUCUCUCCUCAUCUCCCUCCUCUUCCUUUCAGCCUCCCUCUCCCCCAUCCUCCUCUUCCUUCAUCCUCCUCGUCCUCCUCUUCCCCAGCCUUCCUCCCUCCCUUCCUCCUCCUUCUCUCCCAUCCUCCUCCUCUCCCUCCUCCCUCCGUCUCCCCAUCCUCCUCCUCUUCCUCCCCCCUCCCUCCUCUCUCUCUCCCUCCUCUUCCUCCCCCAGCAGUGACGUCUCUGGACGUGCUGCUCCCCGGCCCGGCGCAGGCACCGCUCGGGGCUCCGGCACCGCGGCCCGGCCCGGCAGCAGCCUCCGGCGGGGCGCGGGCGCUGCCCGGGGCCGCCCAUGCGACCGGGGGGCGAUGCGGUCGGCGCGGAGCCGGCGGUAGUGCCCGCACCGGGGCCCCCCCGGGAGCAUGGGCUGCAUCGGCUCCAAAACCACCAUCGUGGCCGUGGACACGACUCUGUGCGUGGAGUGGAAGGAGGUGAAAGCCCUGUCACCGCUGAGCGCCACCCGCCCGCUGCCUCGCCUGGCACGCCAGGCCUCCUUCGACAGCCAGGACUUCCUCCAGGUCAAUGUUGAGGACACUGUCGAGAUGCUGCCCAAGUCGCGGCGCGCGCUGACCAUCCAGGAGAUCGCCGCCCUGGCCCGCUCCUCGCUGCACGGCAUCUCGCAGGUGGUGAAGGAGCACGUGACGAAGCCGACGGCCAUGGCGCAGGGCCGUGUCGCCCACCUCAUCGAAUGGAAGGGCUGGUGCAAGCCAGUGGAGUCGCCCGCCGCCCUGGAGAGCGCCUUCAGCUCCUACUGCCACCUGAGCGAGGGCGAGCAGGAGGCGCGCUUUGCCGCUGGCGUGGCGGAGCAGUUUGCCAUCGCCGAGGCCAAGUUGCGAGCCUGGUCCUCAGUGGAUGGAGAUGACUCCAACGAUGAGUCCUACGAUGAGGACUUCAUGCCCUCCACGGAGAGCUCCCAGCCUACUGAUCUGCCCGGCGUGGUGCCCGCCAGCACGCUGCUGCGAGACCUGCUGCAGGGCCACCUGUGCCAGCUGGGUGUGCGGCACGGCUCCUGCGAGCCCGAGAGCGACUCCUCGCACACCCUCUCCCCCGAGACCCUCUGCUCCAGCCUCUGCAGCCUGGAGAUGGUGUCCCCCUCCGAACUCACUGCCAAACUGCUGGGCUCCCUGGGGGGCGAGGACCUGCUGCUGCCCAAGCUGCCCCCCCCGGCCAGCCAAAGUGCCUUGCGGAGCCUGGCACGGCUCCGGUGCCAGGACUCCCUCUACUCCGUGUCCUACGCCGAAGCCUGCCUCUCGCCCGCCGAGGACGAGGUGGUGCUGAGCAAGGACUUCCCGCUCCGCCGGAAAGUCUCCGACGUCGCCUCCUCUGGGGUGGCAUCGUUGGAGGAGGAGGAGGAGGAGGACGAAGAGCCCUGAUGCCCCCCUGGGGUGCCCUGCCUCUCCUGGUGGGGGUCCAGCCCCCCCACCGCUGCCCUCCGGCCGGACCCCACGCUGGGCAAGGGACAGGCCCUCCCGCUGCUCCCCCUCACUAGCCGGGCGCAGGGGGGGCUCGGGGGGCCACUGGCCAGUGUGCCCCCGCCGUGACCCGGCCCCGCUUGGCCACAUCGUUGCCCUCUUGGAUUUUUGCAUGAGAGUGGGGAAGGGGCAUGGGGAAGGGCUUGGGGAGGUCCUGCCCCCAUGCCCACAUGUGCCCCCCAAAACUGAUGGGACUGAGUCAGUGGGGCUGGUUGUUCGCAUGUUCCCACCCAAACCACCCUGGGGUCCCCUUUCUGGCACGGGCCCCCCCCCCUUUGGCAUGGCUAAACCUCUCCAAGUAUCCUACAGUGCCCCUGCCCCAGGCCAGGCAUCCUCGGCUCAGGGCAGCGGGGGGAAUUUGGGGAGCGGGGGGCUUUUCUCGUCUCUCCCCUGCCGGCUUUUAUUGGACCGAGUUUUAUACUGUGAACUGCUGC
Molecule: messenger RNA, 1976 nt
Organism: Grus americana (Whooping crane)
Lineage: Eukaryota; Metazoa; Chordata; Aves; Gruiformes; Gruidae
Gene: FAM131A
Product: family with sequence similarity 131 member A
Exons: 6
Coding region: 433-1443 (336 amino acids)
Source: RefSeq, a predicted model, not a curated record